Molecule: messenger RNA, 759 nt
Organism: Exophiala bonariae
Lineage: Eukaryota; Fungi; Ascomycota; Eurotiomycetes; Chaetothyriales; Herpotrichiellaceae
Exons: 2
Coding region: 1-759 (252 amino acids)
Biological process (GO): mitochondrial protein processing; mitochondrial proton-transporting ATP synthase complex assembly
Molecular function (GO): metalloendopeptidase activity
Source: RefSeq, a predicted model, not a curated record
AUGGCGGAAGCCAACUCGUCCAACCCCAACACCAGCACCAGCACCAGCAGCGACACCACUACCACGCCGGCCCAACAUGGCUGGAACGGCAGCGCCUUCCUCCCCAGCGACAGCUGGCUGAACCGGACGAAGAACUUCUACCGAAUGGCAACGAGCCAGAUGAGCGCGGCGGGCGCAGAGCAAUACUGGUGGGACAGUGACCAACGGACCAGCGGGUUCGACUGCGCACGGUGCGAGAAGAACCGGGACGAACUGCUGAAAACCUCCCCGAUCAUCGUCUACAUGCGCCACAACAUCGCACAGCUCGGCGGAAACCUCGGCGCACACAAUAUCCGGUGCAGAACGUGUCCGGAGAAGGCGGAGGGCGGGUUCGACCACGAGUACGGCAUUAGGAUCUGUGCGAAUUACGUGGGCACCAAGAAGAAACUCGAGGAUGUCAUGGCUCAUGAGAUGGUGCAUGCUUAUGACCAUCUCCGGUUUAAGACGAAUUUGGACCGCGAUUCCGAUUUGCGGCACUCGGCAUGCUCUGAGAUCCGAGCCAGCAAUUUGAGCGGAGAGUGUCGAUGGGCCAACGAAUUCUUCAAGAAUGGUUUCAUGAAAUUGACCAACCAUCAUCAAGAGUGUGUUCGACGUAGGGCUGUCCUCUCGGUCAUGGCCCGUCCCAAUUGUAAAGACGAUGUCGAGGCAGUCAAAGUGGUGAACGAGGUAUGGGACAGUUGUUUCACAGACACUCGACCAUUCGACGAGAUAUAUCGAUGA